AGUUUGGAACGAGGCCGAGGGCAAAUCGAAGAAUAUAUCUACCGGACGAAUGCGUCCACUCUAUACAUCUUGCUCAGAGCACUACCACGCUCUGGAGCGCAAUUCACUUGAACAGACCACUAUCGAUCCGAACACCUCACAAGGGAUGUCCGUCAUUUCUUCUGAAAAGCCCCAGGCCAACGGCUCACCAUUCCUCCGACUCCCAACAGAGAUUCGCCUCCACAUCUAUUCCCUCCUAGUCCUCCCCCGUCAACCUUCCGACCUACUCCCAUCCUACGAGAAGAUCACCUCAAGCACACAAGACUACUACGACUACGACAAAACCCGCUUCGGCACAGACCGAACAACCACCAACCCAACCCUCCACAUCCGCACCUUCGACCCACAGACCUAUCCCCGACGCUAUGGCACCAACCGCUCCCAUAUCCGCAGCAAAUACAGCGUCCGCGGCCAAAGCAUGCGUUUCCGCUGCAUGGAAACAACCUACCACUGCGUCAACAACCCGAAAAUCGAAUCCAACAUGGCGCUCCUCCGUACCAACAAGCAAAUCCACGCCGAAGCCGCCGAACUCCUCUACAGCAGCUACACUUUCGACUUUGACACCCACGUCGAAGCCAUCGCGCCGUUUAUGGCGGACUUGACCCCUUUCGCCCGCAGCUGUAUCAAAAGCGUGCGCAUCGUCAAACGUGCUCUGGCUUACCAGAAGGAAUUCGACAAGUGCGAGUGGUCCGGCGCAUUACGCGCAUUGACGGACUCUGGCAAUGGGAUCGUAUUGCGGAAAUUGGAGCUCGGGAUUGUAGCUGGCCGACCGGGUCCGGAUGGUUGGGACGAUGUGUCGACGUACAAUGCGAGCGACUUUGGUAUCUUACGCGAGCAGGAGAAUAUGGAGUGGAUUCAGUAUUUGCUCGCGUUUCGGGGCUUGCAGGAAUUGGAGGUGGAUGCUGUGAUUGAGCAUUGUCCGCCGGUGACGAGCAGUACGAAUAUGGCGAAUUAUGUGAGGUUUUCGGCGAGUGUUGAAGGAGGCUUUCGAGAGUGGUUGAAGGGAGAGAUUUUGGAGAAAGGGCUGAGCUCGAAGGCGUGA
Zymoseptoria tritici IPO323 is the source of this 1081-nucleotide messenger RNA. RefSeq lists its product as uncharacterized. The record is from RefSeq and is a predicted model, not a curated record. The transcript has 2 exons. Bases 50 to 1081 code for a protein of 343 amino acids. NCBI's taxonomy places the organism in Eukaryota, Fungi, Ascomycota, Dothideomycetes, Mycosphaerellales, Mycosphaerellaceae.